This is a messenger RNA of Aureobasidium musti, 843 nucleotides long. The record is from the annotation of a GenBank genome assembly. NCBI's taxonomy places the organism in Eukaryota, Fungi, Ascomycota, Dothideomycetes, Dothideales, Saccotheciaceae.
AUGUCGACUGCAAAGACGAAUCCAUGGUUAGAUACGGUGCUAUCAAAAACCGAGCCAUCCACACCAUCAGAGCCGAAGAAUUCACCUGAGAGAAAUGGCCUAUCAGACCAGCUCCGACCAAAAUCUUCCACGCCAAAAAUCUACACAGAAAAAAAGCCAGCACAAGACUCCCUCGAUGAAGCCUUUCAAGCAGCAAUCAAGGCCAUAGUACCAGAACGACUCGAGGCCACCAGGAGAGCGAAAGCAAGAAUGGAGGUCAUCCAAGGAACGACUCAAGAUAACUUGAAAGUGGCUGAGUUCACUCAAGUGACAUCAACGAACCCAGCACCUACCACCCCAAAACUCCCGAAGCAGAAGGAGAAGCCACUCUUACAGGCGGCAAUCGAACACCUCACAUUCGAUCGUCUACACACUGUACUCUACAAAGCUCUCAACGAAUCGCCAAAAGCCCGUUCAGUGUUCGAGAGGGAGCUCUUAGCUCCUCUAUCUCCUGAUCUCGAAGACAAUGAAGAGACAAUAGCAGCGAAGAAGAAGUCGGGAAGGAAGAGACCACGGUUCGAGGUGUGUAGAUGGUGCAAAGAUGAAUUUGAUGUCACGGAUAACCCUGGAGAUGCCUGCAACCAUCACACAGGCGAGUUGGAACCCGAUGAGCGUGCAUGGCGUGACUACAAUGUAGCAGAGGAUGGUCCAAUCGAUACAGAUGAGAAUCGAGAAAUCCACGCCGAAGGGUUUACAUGGGACUGCUGUCAGGCAGAUGGCGAUGAUGAUGGCUGUGAGACCACUGCUCACGAAAUCGACGAGAAUUACAACCCGAAGAAACCCAAGCGGUACUGGGAGUUUUGA